GAUGUGUAUGCAUGAGUUCUGCAUCGAAUGGGCGCAAAAACCGCCCCAGAUCCGCCGGGAACCUCUUCCAGAUCGGCAAGCCUCCUCACCGAGACCCACAGAGGAGGGAGAGCACCGAAAGUACCCGCAGAGCCCAGCGCGCCGUGGCCGACUGCAGAAUGAUCGUGCAAGAAUUCAAUACACUCGUGGCUCAGUACCGCGAACUGGUCAUCUCCAUCGGGGAAAUCACUGUCGACUGUCCUUCCUUACGGGCCGAAAUGCUGAGGACGCGAACUAAAGGCUGCGACAUGGCGAGAGCGGCACACCACAGUCUCUCCUUGAUAUCCGGGCCAGAGGAUGGGGAGAUCCACCCUGAGAUCUGUAGGCUCUUCAUCCAGCUGCAGUGCUGUCUGGAGAUGUACAUCACUGAGAUGCUCAAGUCUGUCUGCUUGCUGGGCUCCCUGCAACUCCACAGGAAAGGUAAGGAUUCCUGUGGGCCCCCCGGAGUUGACAGCAAGACCGAGGACAGCUCAGACAUCCCCAUCCUGGAGGACACCUCUUCCUCCCCCACUGACUGUCCUCAGCUCUGCUGGCUGGUGGCAACUGACAUAGAAAACAUAGAAAAGGAUAUGAGGGAGAUGAAGAACCUUCUCAGUAAACUCAGGGAGACAAUGCCUUUACCAUUGAAGAACCAAGAUGACAGCAGUUUGCUGAACCUGACUCCCUACCCACUGGUCCGACAGAGAAAGAGGCGGUUCUUUGGGCUCUGUUGCCUGGUAACAAGCUAAGGGGCCCCCGCCUUCAUGGGUAGGAGGCGGCAACAAAGACACCAUUACCCACUGUCCUUCACCACUUGUGUCUCCCACCAAUCUAUUACUGCCAUUUUCAAAUAAAUUGUCUCUUUCUCUUUUUUUUAAAGGCUGCCCAUUUUAUAAUUUUAUUUUGUAAUACAAAGAAGAAUUGUAACUGCUAUGUAAUGAAAAACAAAAGUCAUGAACAUAUAUUUUAAGAUAUUUUGCAACAGAUUUUUCCUUUUUUUGGUAAAUGCAGUCAGAUAUCUGCUUGUCCAAUGUAAGGGGAGAAUGAGAGGUCAUUUGAAAUAUUAUCUGUGUUCAAUCACUUCCACAAACCUGAGUGACUGAAGUGAGGAUUCAUGUUAAAAAAAAAGGGAAAAUAAUUGUCAGAAAUAAUGUGAUGACUUAUGACCAGAGGCCAUGUGAGUAUUUGAGGAUGGCACUUUCAAAGACAAAGUUAUACUUUCGUCCGUCUGAGCUGAGAUGACAGGUUUGUGCCGAGUAAGUUUGUUGUGUAUUACAGUCUCUGUUUUCUGUUUCUUGUUGUUUUUUCUUCUUAAUGUACUUAAUUUAGUCUUCCAUAAACCAAGAACCUGUACCCAACUUUAACUUCCCAGCUUCGAAAUGGAAUAUACGAUAUAAUACUCAAAAAGAAAACUUCUUUGCACACAAUAUCUAUCUAUAGAUUGAGACAUUAGACUUGUAUAUACACAUACUCUUUCCGCAAUGCUCCCUGAAUUAUUUUCAAAGUUGGAGUGGGUUAGCAAAGAAUCUGUUGGCUUGUAUGAGCGGGAAGGGACUCCCUCUGUCUGAGGCAGUCAGUGCAGACAGAGGGCAGGCAGCAUGGGUCUUGCUUAUUAAUGAUAGUGAUCAAUGUUUAGGGCACGGUGAAGGUACAGUAGUC
Molecule: messenger RNA, 1677 nt
Organism: Xiphias gladius (swordfish)
Lineage: Eukaryota; Metazoa; Chordata; Actinopteri; Istiophoriformes; Xiphiidae
Gene: rgs7bpa
Product: regulator of G protein signaling 7 binding protein a
Exons: 6
Coding region: 12-767 (251 amino acids)
Biological process (GO): G protein-coupled receptor signaling pathway
Cellular component (GO): nucleus; postsynapse; neuron projection
Source: RefSeq, a predicted model, not a curated record